Penicillium soppii is the source of this 1479-nucleotide messenger RNA. RefSeq names its product glycylpeptide N-tetradecanoyltransferase swoF. The transcript has 4 exons. Lineage: Eukaryota; Fungi; Ascomycota; Eurotiomycetes; Eurotiales; Aspergillaceae. The record is from RefSeq and is a predicted model, not a curated record. Gene Ontology annotation, cellular component: cytoplasm. Gene Ontology annotation, molecular function: glycylpeptide N-tetradecanoyltransferase activity. Bases 1 to 1479 code for a protein of 492 amino acids. Gene Ontology annotation, biological process: N-terminal peptidyl-glycine N-myristoylation.
AUGUCGGACGGCGAUAAGAAGGGCAAAGCGCCCCAGAACAAUAAAGAUGAAGAUGGCAAGGGCAAGAAGCUUCCUCCCAAAUUCGCAUCUUUACUCCUAGAGCAAAACCCCGCCCUGAAGCAAGAACUCGCCAACAUGAACAAGGAUGAGGCCGCCGCCAUACUGGCCAACAUGGACCUUUCGCAGAUGCUCACUGGACUGUCAGUGGGAGGCAAGAAUCAAAAGGAUAUGGCUUCCUACAAGUUCUGGCAAACACAGCCUGUUCCCGCCUUCGAAGAUGCCGCAAACAAGCAGAUUACCCAGGGUCCUAUCAAAAUUAUUGACCCAGAGAAGGUUCCUCAGACUCCCGGCGCACUCAUCGAGGGAUUCGAGUGGUGCACUCUUGACUUGACAAAUGACGAGGAGCUGAAGGAGCUGUACGAACUUCUGAACAAUCAUUAUGUGGAGGAUGACAAUGCCAUGUUCCGGUUCAGCUACUCUCAGUCAUUUUUGCAUUGGGCUCUUAUGUCUCCUGGAUGGAAGAAGGAAUGGCACGUUGGUGUGCGCGCCACCAAGUCACGCAAGCUAGUUGCCUCAAUCUGUGGUGUUCCCACUGAGCUUCGCGUCCGUGGCGAGCGCAUCAAGGUGACGGAGAUCAACUUCCUGUGCAUCCACAAGAAACUACGCUCCAAGCGCCUGACCCCGGUUCUGAUUAAGGAAAUUACCCGUCGCUGCUAUGUCAACGGCAUCUACCAGGCCAUCUACACCGGCGGUGUCAUCCUCCCAACCCCCAUCAGCUCGUGUCGAUACUAUCACCGCGCGUUGGACUGGCUGAAGCUCUACGAAGUUGGCUUCUCUCCUCUUCCCCACGGAUCGACUAAGGCCCGCAUGAUCACCAAGAACCAUCUCCCCAGCGCCACAUUGACCCCAGGUCUGCGGCCCAUGGAGUCCAAGGAUAUCGAUGCCGUUUACGAUCUGCUGGAGCGCUACAUGCGCCGCUUUGAUAUGAACCAAGCCUUUACUCGUGAGGAAAUCGACCAUUGGCUGGUUUACAAGGAGCAGCCUGGCAAGGAACAGGUUGUUUGGUCGUAUGUGGUCGAGGAUCCCGAAACUCACAAGAUCACCGACUUCGUCUCCUUCUACAACCUCGAGUCCACUGUAAUCGACCAUGCGAAGCACGAAUCCGUUCACGCCGCCUACCUGUACUACUAUGCUACUGAAACAGCGUUCUCUGACAAUAAGAAGGCGUUCAAGGACCGCCUGCAGCUUUUGUUGAACGAUGCACUGAUCUGUGCCAAGAAGGCCCAUUUCGACGUGUUCAAUGCCCUCACUUCGCAUGAUAAUCCGCUGUUCCUUGAGGAGCUCAAGUUCGGCGCCGGCGAUGGUCAGCUGCAUUUCUACCUCUACAAUUACCGUGCUGCACCUAUUGCGGGUGGAAUUAAUGACAAGAACCUUCCCGAUGAGUCUAAGAUGGGAGGCGUUGGUAUCGUCAUGCUCUAA